GUGAGUAAAGUGGGAACUUUCUGCGUCGCAGCGUCGAGGAGACUCACUCUCUCAUUCUGUGACUACCUGAAUUACACUCGGGAAAAUUAUAUAAACUAUACUCUAAUAGGAGCGUCCGACAGGGGGAGAAAUUAAAGGCACCGUCCCUACAUGUUGGUGCGAACAGCUCGGCUGGUGCCCCUCAUCACCUCCAGUCACCUGUAUUUCUCUCACACCUCCUUUGUCAGACAGAUAUUUCAGUGGAAACUACGCGGCACUGCUUGUACUGCUGCUGCUUUCAGCAGGAAAUUGAAAACUAUGGAGCCUGUGAAAGACUCUCAGGAGACGGCGGUCCCCGUUACCGACACCUCACCUACGUCUACUGGACCCUUAGCUGAGGAUUUGAGUCCAGCUACGUCGGACACGCCAUCGGACGAGAAGACGACGACGCUGCCUCCUGUGGGUCUUUUACCGGGGGAGACAGUGGUCAAGGAGGGGAAGGCGGCCAUCUUGUUUCCCAGUGCAAAUGAGGUGUUUUACAACCCAGUGCAGGAGUUUAAUAGAGAUCUGACAUGUGCGGUGAUCACAGAGUUUGCCAGAGAUUUCAUGGCUCAGCGCGGGGUGAAGGUGGUGGUGCCCGGAGAGAAAGACAGAGUGGUGGUGUCUCUGACGGAGGAAACAAACGAGGCCGACGCACAGGUGGAGGAGAAGAACGGAGCAGAGGAGCCGUCUGUUACGGCAACAGUGGGGGAGAAAUGUGACCGUGGUCUUCAUGUCCUGGAGGGUCUGGCAGCAUCUGGUCUGCGCUCUGUGCGCUUUGCUCUGGAAGUCCCGGGCCUAAAUAGCGUCACUGCCAACGACUUCUCCACCAAGGCCGCGGCCCUGAUCGCUCGUAAUGCCCAGUACAACGGAGUCAGCCACCUGCUCCAGGCCAGCUGCAGGGAUGCCAGUAUGCUGAUGUACGAAAUGCGAGGGAAGAAGGAUCGCUACGAUGUCAUCGAUCUGGAUCCCUACGGUAGCCCCUCCUGUUUUCUGGACGCUGCCGUACAGGCCGUCAGUGAAGGAGGCCUGUUGUGUGUAACAUGUACAGACAUGGCCGUCAUGGCUGGAAACAGUGGAGAGACCUGCUACAGCAAGUACGGCUCCAUCUCCAUCAAAGCUAAAUACUGUCAUGAGAUGGCUCUUCGAAUCAUCCUCCACAGUUUGGACCAGAGAGCAGGAGUUUACCAGCGAUACAUUCAGCCCCUGCUGUCGGUCAGCGUUGACUUCUACAUUCGAGUCUUUGUUCGAGUCUUCACGGGACAGGUUAAAGUUAAAAACUCAGCCAGUAAACAGGCUCUGGUCUACAACUGCGUCGGCUGCGGCUCUUUCCACUUGCAGAGAAUGGGCAAGAGAACGGUCAAUGGGAAACAUAUGAAGUAUUCUGCUGCCACUGGACCUCCAGUGGGACCAGAGUGUGACCACUGUGGACAGAGACAUCAGAUGGGCGGUCCCGUGUGGGCGGAGCCUAUCCACGACACCGCGUUCGUCCAAAAGGUUCUGUCCGCUGUGUCGGGGAACCCGUCUCGAUUUGGAACGUCCAAACGCAUCGAGGGCAUUCUGAGCAUGGUGACAGAGGAGCUGGAAGAUGUUCCUCUUUAUUACACUGUGGAAAGUCUGAGCAGCACGAUACACUGCACCACUCCGCCCCUGCUCCAGUUCAGGUCUGCCCUUCUUCACGCCGGUCACAGAGUCUCCCUCUCCCACGCCUGUAAGAACGCCAUCAAGACGGACGCUCCUCCCGCCGUCCUCUGGGACAUCAUGCGAUGUUGGGAGAAGGCGAAUCCUGUGAAGAGGGAGAAACUGUCGGAGACGAGCCCGGCCUUUAAGAUCCUCUCCACCGAGUCCAAACUCGAAGCCUGUUUCACCGUCAGGGAGGACGCCAACCCACAGUCCCGCAAACGGCACCUGACCCGGUUCCAGGAGAAUCCUCAGGCGUUCUGGGGACCCAAAGCUCGCGCAAGAUCCAAUGGUGGCGGCAUCGCUACAAACUUGCAGGACAAGAGGAAGAAGCUCCAGAACAAGCGGAAGAACCAGAUCAUGGACUCGUCGCAGCUCAAAGACUUUCCCUGCAAGAAGUUCAGACAGGGAACGUGCACACAGGGAGAGAAAUGCUGCUACUCCCACAACCCGGAGCAGACCAAUAAUGAGGAGAAAAUGGAAUAAAUGAUUCAACCACAUUUAGUUUAUUUUUAAAAACAAAUCAUUUAAUUCCUCCGGACGGAAGUUGGUUUUGAAUGAUCCUGGCAGCCUGGAUUAAAAUGAGGAAGAUCCGCCGCUGUCGUUAAUCUGUUAAUGUACAGAAUAUUUCUAGUUUUAUGCCAAAGUUUUUUGUUUUCUUUAGAUUUUAAGUUUUUUUGUUUUUGUUUUUUUGGACUUUUGUUUACACAAACACCAAUAAAGUCCUCGCUGUGACUUUAAAUGUUA
Molecule: messenger RNA, 2445 nt
Organism: Solea solea (common sole)
Lineage: Eukaryota; Metazoa; Chordata; Actinopteri; Pleuronectiformes; Soleidae
Gene: trmt1
Product: tRNA methyltransferase 1
Exons: 16
Coding region: 151-2184 (677 amino acids)
Biological process (GO): tRNA N2-guanine methylation
Cellular component (GO): nucleus
Molecular function (GO): RNA binding; metal ion binding
Source: RefSeq, a predicted model, not a curated record